Molecule: messenger RNA, 762 nt
Organism: Anthostomella pinea
Lineage: Eukaryota; Fungi; Ascomycota; Sordariomycetes; Xylariales; Xylariaceae
Source: the annotation of a GenBank genome assembly
AUGCAACAGCUUCCGAAGCAGUCCACGUCAGCGACGUUUACCUACUGUUUCCCGCAGUCGGCGCUUAUGAAGAUGAUGGCGAUCCGGAUUGCGUCACAGGCCAAGGGUAUUAACCUCAAUCUCCGUGUCGCGAGGAUCGUAUCCGAGAGCUCGGAGAUCUUCUGGCACUCGAGCGUGGAAAGGGUUUCCUUGCUUUUUGCACAGGACGAAGCCAGUCCAGCGGAUGUUUCCGCCAUGAAAGGCACAUCGCCUCUUGGGUACGGGCAGAUCGAUGUUUGCAAACUGCUCCUGCACGAGGGCGCGGAUCCAUAUGCGGAGGGAGAGGAAAUGCAAGUGCAACCUAUCAAUCAAUCACGAGAGACAAAGGCCAUCCAUCACAUGUUGACCCGUGUCAUAAGCCCCCCUCGACGAGGCCUGGGAACGCAUCCUAAGCGGGCAAGACAGCCACCACAAACAAGCUCCGCGAGCUGUUCUCCCAAGACAGCGAGACCUACUCGAAAGCAAGUCCUUCAGCCUAAUCCACCGGAUCGUGUUCAGACCCAUCUACAUGCCAUGCCCCUGGACAUCGUCCUCGGCAUUUUUCGUAGUGAUAUCAACAAGAUCGACGCGGCCAACCUGGCGCAGCUGGUCCGCGCCAGGGCGUACUGGUUCGGGAUGGCGCGGACUGCGCCGCGAGGCUUCACGAUGGCUCGACGGUGCUGCAUUUGGCUGCGGCGCAUGCUGGUGUCGACGGCAUGGGGUUGUUGGCGGAAGGGGACCUGA